GAUAUGUCAGACCUUACCCCAGAGGAGCAGUGGAGAAUUGAACAUGCACGCAUGCAUGCUAAGCAUCGUGGCCAUGAAGCCAUGCAUGCGGAAAUGAUCCUCAUCUUCAUCGCUACCUUGGUGGUGGCUCAGCUACUUCUGGUACAGUGGAAGCAGAGGCAUCCUCGCUCUUAUAAUAUGGUGACCCUCUUUCAGAUGUGGGUUGUUCCCCUCUAUUUCACAGUGAAGCUGCACUGGUGGAGGUUCCUAGUGAUCUGGAUCUUGUUUUCUACUGUCACAGCCUUUGUCACCUUCCGAGCCACCAGAAAACCUCUAGUACAGACCACCCCCAGGUUGGUUUAUAAAUGGUUCCUACUGAUCUAUAAAAUCAGCUACGCCAAUGGCAUUGUUGGCUACAUGGUUGUCAUGUUUACCCUCUUUGGUCUGAAUUUACUAUUCAAGAUCAAACCAGAAGAUGCCAUGGACUUUGGCAUUUCACUCCUCUUCUAUGGCCUUUACUAUGGAGUCCUGGAGCGGGACUUUGCCGAAAUGUGUGCAGACUACAUGGCAUCUACCAUUGGGUUCUACAGCGAGUCGGGCAUGCCCACCAAGCACCUGUCAGACAGCGUGUGUGCCGUGUGCGGGCAGCAGAUCUUUGUGGACGUCAGUGAAGAAGGCAUCAUUGAGAACACAUACAGGCUGUCCUGCAACCAUGUAUUCCACGAGUUCUGUAUCCGUGGCUGGUGCAUUGUGGGAAAGAAGCAGACAUGUCCCUACUGCAAAGAGAAGGUGGAUCUCAAGAGGAUGUUCAGCAACCCCAGCUGGGAGCGGCCUCAUGUCAUGUAUGGGCAGUUGCUGGAUUGGCUGCGUUACUUGGUGGCCUGGCAGCCUGUCAUCAUCGGCCUGGUCCAGGGCAUCAACUACAUCCUAGGUCUGGAGUAGCGGCACCGGAGCGCCCACCCACCCACCCACCACGGCCCUCGGGCACGUGCCUCCUGCCCUCCUGGUGGGCCAGACUCCUGGGACACUUGGGCCACUCAGAACCCACUCAGCUGUGUCUGGGCUGGGAAAGGUCUGGUGAAGAGCCUGGCCAUUGGGACUGUUAGCAGUGGAGACUUUUUAAAAGAAAACUAUUUUGAUGAAUAUAUUUAAAACUUUUUUAUUGUGGAGCAUAGGAAUUGUCUCCCUGCAGGAGCAGGGUGGGCUAGAGCCCCAGCAUUUUUGGUUUAAAGCCGUCUUCUCAUCUCCCCCUCCUUUCCUCUGGGCUUGAGCUGGUAUCCUGGAAGGGUAGAGGGGGUGGGCAGCCUCUAACCCACCAUAUGGAAUGGGGGGGGACUCUGCUUUCCCCCUCCAGUCCAAGAUCCUUAAGCUGCUUGAGAUAAGUGGCACCUUGGGAUUUUUUUUUUCCAACAAGCCCAGGGACCCCAGAACUCACUGGGGUCAGUAUGGCUUAGAUGACUACCCCUCUGCUGCUGGACUCUGCUGAGAGCAGAGCCAUGAUUGUUCAAAGCCGCUCCUUCUUCCACGGGAAGUGGUGAAGGUGCCAAAGGCCACACCAUCUACCUGGAAGCACACACACAUGUGUGGUGGUGCAUGUGCACAGAGGCGUGAUUGCCCUGAGGCAUCCCAUUAGCUGACCUUGAAGCUGGCAGGGUUCCCAUUCCAGGAAACAUCCCAGGCAGACAUGUGUCUGAGAAGGAGUUCCAGUUGGUUGCCAGGCCUGGUCCCGGGGUUUUGGGAUAAAGUGGGAGACACAUGUGAGCCUUCAGCUUCAGUAUCUUCGGGAGUCAGACUGGGACCCUCUUCAGGGCAGUAAGAACCAGAAAGAUCCUGUUACUUCGUUCUGAAUAAAGCUCCGUGAGCUGGGCUGGAAA
Suncus etruscus (white-toothed pygmy shrew) is the source of this 1853-nucleotide messenger RNA. It is a transcript of the gene RNF121, whose product is annotated as ring finger protein 121. Gene Ontology annotation, molecular function: ubiquitin protein ligase activity; metal ion binding. Gene Ontology annotation, cellular component: Golgi membrane; endoplasmic reticulum membrane. Lineage: Eukaryota; Metazoa; Chordata; Mammalia; Eulipotyphla; Soricidae. The record is from RefSeq and is a predicted model, not a curated record. The transcript is spliced from 8 exons. Bases 4 to 921 code for a protein of 305 amino acids.